AUGAGUAGAAAGGCGCUAAGAUAUGCCAAACUUGAACGGUUGAUUUGCGAGAGUAGUGAGAGUGAGGAAGAUCAUAUUGAAGUGGAUAGCGCUGGAAUUGAUAGUGAUUCUGAUGGCAGCAUUGUUGAUCCCGAUUUUGUUCCCGAUGAAGAAAAUGUGAAGGAGGACGUGGAAAAAAGUCUAAUAUGUAUAUGGAAAAUACAAAAAGAUGUUGCUGUCGAUACUAAAACAAUGAUCCAACCAGACCAUCCGCAGAGAGAGGAGUCCUGCAGUAGCAAUUUUCUGGAGGGUGUCGCUAUUGAUCUCGAACACAUUAUAGUUCCAGAUGGAGAUACUCUUAAGGGCAAAAAUGGAUAUCUUUGGGAAACCACGCCACAAGCAAUCGGUAAAACACCUGUAAUUAACGUUGUCCAUGCUAAGGAGUUUAAUUUGAAAAUAUCGUCACAACAAACAAAAAGAGCGAUAUCAAAAGAAUCAAUGUGGUGCAAACUAGGAAUCGAAAACAAAGAUAAAGUAAUUCCCAUUUUACAAAAGUAA
Diabrotica balteata is the source of this 537-nucleotide messenger RNA. NCBI's taxonomy places the organism in Eukaryota, Metazoa, Arthropoda, Insecta, Coleoptera, Chrysomelidae. The record is from the annotation of a GenBank genome assembly.